UUAUCAGAUCAUGACUUAAAAAUUAUAAACCUUCAGUACCUUAUGAUUUAGAGGUAGAAUUUGCACUCAAAUCUGGUCACGUAUAUUUGUUUUAAUGCAUCAUAUUAGCUGUACUAACGGGUGUGUCAGGUCCAAUUCGUGAAGCUAAUGUGAUAAGUUAUAACUGGGUGGAUAUGGUAAGGGAGACUUUCAUCACUUUGGCAACAAAUGAUGAAUACUGUGUGGGCGCAUUGGUUUUGGGAGCUUCCCUCAGACAAACAGAAACUAAGAAAGAACUCACUAUCCUCGUGACUUCAGCUCUAACACCUAAAAUGAGAUCACUUUUACCCUUGUAUUACGAUAAUGUGAUUGAAGUACAGCCCGUCGCUCCUGAAGACUGGAAUAACCCUUUUCUUGGUAAUCGCAAAGAAUUAACUGCAACUUUUACAAAAAUAUGUGCUUGGAGUCUUGUUGAGUUUGACAAGGCAGUAUUUAUGGAUGCAGAUACCUUGGUAUUAGAUAACAUAGACGAAUUAUUUGAUAGACCUGAAUUGUCAGCAGCUCCUGAUACACUCUGGCCAGAUUGUUUCAAUGCUGGUGUAUUCGUUUUAAAACCAUCUAUGGAUACAUAUAAUGGUCUUUUACAAAUGUUAUCUACAACUGGAAGUUUUGAUGGAAGAGAACAAGGUCUAUUGAAUACCUACUUUUCUAAUUGGCUUCAAGGUGGUAUAUCCCAUCGGCUUCCAUGUACAUACAAUUGUAUUUGUCGUAUAUCAGAGAGUACACAUUUUGAAUUUUAUACAAGUCGAUCUGCCUGGGUUCAAUUCGGUGGUACAAUACGUGUUGCACAUUUCUCUGGUUCUAUAAAACCAUGGCAUAAAACAUCAGCAGCUAAAACAUGCAGUCAAGCAGCAUUUCGUACAUUCCUUAAUACAAAUACAAGUAGACGUUCAAUAUCUCGUGUAGCUGGCAUGCUGGCCUAUUGGUGGUCACUAUUUCUUAUUUUAAUACGACCACAUUUUUCACCUGAUAUGUACUUAGGUUAUAUUUCUUUAGAAACUUUAAGAAAGUAUGAGCAAUGUCAAGGUUCAUUAAAUAAUAAUAAUAAUCAUAAUAACGCAGUGAAUUACAAUUCACAUUCUAGUCAUACUUCUGAAAGUUCUAACAGUAGUAAUAAUGGCAAUAAUCAACACUCAUAUACACCGUAUUAUCCAACAUUUCAUGAACAACAUAAACGACACGAUUCUUCAACUAUGUCUGCACAACAACAACCAUCAACACCGCCAGAAUUUCUUCAGCUACCUUAUCAUCCAGAAUUUCAUGAUACAACAUGGGAUUAUUUGCAUAGGAAACAACGUAUUGAUGAGGAUAAUCGUUUUGUUGAACAUCAUAAUCAUCAUCAAACGAGUGUUGGGGAACAAUCGCAGACUGUACUUCAACCUCAGCUGAAUCUUUCAUUAUCAGGGAUUAGAUAUGAUCAAGAGAAAAAUGAAAGAAAAGUUGUGCAGCAGGAAAAUCAACAUCAACCUCAGGAACAUCAUCAGCAUCAUCAACGUCAUCAUCACCAACAUCAUGAACCUCAACGUCAUCAUGAGGAACACGUACAUCAUCAUCAACAUCACCAUCAUCAUCAUCAAGAUCCUCAGCAACACAAAGUGCAUCAUGACACGACUCAGGUAAAACCUCCUCAGGAUCAACAUCAGCAGCACAGUCACCACGACCAUCAUCAUCAACAUCAUCAUCAUCAUCAGGAGAAUCAAAGUAUAAACUGCAAUCAUCAACACUUUGAACAUCAGAAUAUCGAACAUGAACAACAUAUUCAUCGAAAUGAAGAAAAUAAUCCACAACACAAUGAUUGUCAUGUUUCCAUUGACAAUAAUUAUCAACCUAGUACAGAAAAAUCAAAUACUGAAAUUAUAUCUGAGCAGAAAGAAUCUCCUCCGACAAAUGCAGCAUCCACUGAUGAAAACAAAACACCAAUUUCAAUACAUCCAUUAUUAGCAGAGUCAGUGAAUAAAAAAACACCAUCAUUGAAAUUAGAAACACACUAUUCGUUAAAUUGUUGUAAGUGUCAUGAAGAGAUGAUUCGGCAACAACACCGACACCAACAACAUCAACACCAUCAAUCUCGAUCACAGCAUAUGACAGGUGAUCCUCUAAAAACAAGAAAAUAUAGUUCUGAGAAAGAUGUCAGCCUUAAACAAAUCACAAAAAAGACAAACAGGCGACAUAGUUGUUAUGGGUUGUUUGUGAAACCGUCUAUAGCAAAAAAGUUAAUCUCUCCAAUGAAACAAGUGAAGAAUUCGUCAAGUCAUGAUAAUAUUCAACAGAAAAAUGUCAGUGAAGGUGAUGACAACAAGUUGAUUACAACAUCAAUGACGCUGAAGCAAAAUCAUGCGUCUACUGAGAAAGAUAAACUCACAAAACUCUCUACAAGUGAAAAUGUUUUAAAUCAUAAUUUGGAGAAAGUUUCAAGUAAUGAUGAGCAUAAAUCAUCGAAAUUAUUGAACAACAUGAACGAUAUUCCCAUGAGUAGUAAUUUGCAUAGUUUAGAUUUAGCCUCUCCCUCACCUAAACCAUUGAAUCCAUCAAUUAUUGAUCAUCAGUCUCAUGUUAAGGUCAUCAAUAGGUCAAAUAUGUAUGAAGCGCCUAUGGAGAAAGAAAACCAAACGGUCAAUUCUGUUUCACAACAAAAAAUCGAUCGUUUGUUAUAUAAACGAAGCAUAUCUAAUGAAGAGAGUAGACAAAGCUUGGAUACAACUUCUUUGAAUUCUCAAUUGGAGAAUAUCAAUGGUUUACAUCGAUCAAAAGUGAAACGUAUGUCUUUAGGCGAAAUGAUGAACACGUCAUCAAGUGGUAGAACAUCGUUGUCGUCGGUAUCGUUGCAGCCAUCAUCAACUUCACAGUCAAUAGCAUCAUAUCAGGGAGAAAACAUGACUUCACAAAUAACAAAAAUGACAACAAAAUUAAGAUCAAAAAGUUCAAAAAGACGUUCAUCGGAUAAGAUAACAAGAAGAAGACGAAACCAGGAUUCGCCUUGUGCGGAGAAGGAGACAUCUUUUUACAUUCAUAAGAAAAAUCCAUUCAGUAUAAUUACAUCACAUUAUCUUAGCUCUAGACAUACAACAUUUCGACGAAAUACGAUUGGAAUCGGUGGUGAACUGGCCAAUGUAGAUUUCGGCAAAGAUUUAUGCCUUAGACAUGCACAAAUUGAAGCUGCCAGCGUUGAACGGAUGUAUGCCUGGGAACGUGGUGAAAUCGACUAUACGGGUAGUGAUCGUUUUAUAAAUAUCCUGAAUAAAUUAUGUACAACACUGCAAUAUGUUGGCGGUGAGGCGAAUCUUCCUAUCGGUAUAGAUGUCAUCAAGUGAAGCAUAUAUAUAUAUGUGUAUAGUG
Molecule: messenger RNA, 3375 nt
Organism: Trichobilharzia szidati
Lineage: Eukaryota; Metazoa; Platyhelminthes; Trematoda; Strigeidida; Schistosomatidae
Source: the annotation of a GenBank genome assembly